AUGAAUCAGGGCCUUCUCGGCAAUUUCAUCCUGGUAAUACUUAUUUUUCAAUUCUCCAAAUUCUCAUACUUACAGAUGGUUCGAAUUUUUAAGCAACUAAAUAGAUCUAUCAAUAUGCAAGUUUCUUUGUAUCCGACUAACCGGCUUGGUGCAGAACUUAAGGUGAGUCACAAUCUAUGA
Meloidogyne enterolobii is the source of this 180-nucleotide messenger RNA. The record is from the annotation of a GenBank genome assembly. NCBI's taxonomy places the organism in Eukaryota, Metazoa, Nematoda, Chromadorea, Rhabditida, Meloidogynidae.